Penicillium waksmanii is the source of this 423-nucleotide messenger RNA. RefSeq lists its product as uncharacterized. Bases 1 to 423 code for a protein of 140 amino acids. Lineage: Eukaryota; Fungi; Ascomycota; Eurotiomycetes; Eurotiales; Aspergillaceae. The record is from RefSeq and is a predicted model, not a curated record. The transcript has a single exon.
AUGCUUCCAGGGCUUACGUCCUACGCGUCUGAUUCGUCAGCGGACGAACCAGCCGACGCGCCACCCAGCGUGCCACCCGACGAACCUUCCGAUGAAUGGCCUACGGCGGCCACCGAGUCAACAUGGAAGCCACCCCCUAUGCCUCUCCCCCCUCGCCAUUCGCGCUUUUUAGACCCCGAUACGGCAAUCGAGCACAUCAACAAGCUUGCGCAGCCUGCCGGAUAUGCAGUAAACAAGCUCCGGUCCAAGAAAAACAAACGUGGACAAGUGAAAAAGGUCGUUCUACGAUGUGAUCGCGGUAGAGAGUAUGCGUCUUCUAUUUCAGAGACAUCACACAAGCACAAAACCAAUACACAUACCUGUGGCUGCAGGUUCCAGGUUACACUUCGUUUCCAGCCAAUUAUCUCGCCGGAUCUGCCAUAG